Messenger RNA from Achroia grisella, 1492 nucleotides. It is a transcript of the gene Ada, whose product is annotated as adenosine deaminase-like protein. The transcript has 7 exons. The record is from RefSeq and is a predicted model, not a curated record. Lineage: Eukaryota; Metazoa; Arthropoda; Insecta; Lepidoptera; Pyralidae. Gene Ontology annotation, biological process: adenosine catabolic process; inosine biosynthetic process. Gene Ontology annotation, molecular function: adenosine deaminase activity. The coding region runs from base 168 to 1217 and encodes 349 amino acids.
AGACUGUUUUUCCAGUUUCUCUGUGUUCGUUUUUUAUAAUAAAUAAAUUUGUUAAUUACGCCAACCAUUGUUUUGUUUGGUUUAAAUUUUGAGUAUUGACAAAAUUGGCUUUGAUUCGUAAAAUAAAAUCAAACAAAUAAAAGCUUUUAAUUUAACUUAUCAUAAUUAUGGAUUUGUAUACGUUCUGCCGCGAACUUCCAAAAGUUGAGUUACAUGCACAUUUGAAUGGUUCCCUCAGCAAAUCUACAAUGAUGGAACUUCAGAGAUAUCUGGCUGAUUCUGGCAUCAGAGAUGAGACUAAUGCUUUUACUGAUGAAUUUGUACUGGGCGCUGGCGACACAAGGACAUUAUCAGAUUGUUUUCAAGUCUUUAGUAUUGCGCAUGCAUUAACUUGCACUCCAGAGGCAAUAGAAAUUGCUACAUGUCUGACACUACAAGAGUUUCAAGCUGAUGGGUGUUGCUAUAUUGAACUGCGAAGCACACCUCGAAACACUCCCCAUAUGACUAAAGAACAAUGUGUUGCAGCUAUUCUCCAGGGUAUACAAAAGUCUUCUUUGCAACAUCCCAUGGAGUCAAGGCUUAUAAUAUCAAUAAACCGAAGCUCAAAUAAGGAUGAAGUUGAGGAGAUAGCAGAUUUAGCAAUAGAAUUUCAUCGAAAACAACCUGAAUUGGUAGUUGGAAUAGAACUAAGUGGCAAUCCUACUGUUGGAGAAUUUAAAAUGUUUGUACCAGCUUUAACUAGAGCUAAAUUAGCUGGACUAAAGAUAACACUUCACUGCGGCGAAGUUUGUAAUCCAAAAGAAAUACUAGAAAUGAUUGAAUUUAGACCAGACAGAAUAGGCCACGCAAUUUGCAUUCACCCCAAAUAUGGUGGUACUAAAGAAAUAUGGACAGCUUUGUGUAAAUCAUCAAUACCCAUAGAAGUAUGCCUCACCAGUAAUGUAAAUACUAAAAGUGUACCGAGCUAUGAUUCUCACCACUUUAAAUUAUUAUACGAUGCAGGUUUACCAAUCGCUAUUAGUACCGAUGAUAAAGGAGUAUUUGCAACAUCUCUUUCACAAGAAUAUAGAAUAUGUGCUGAUACAUUUAAUCUCAGUAAAGCACAGAUAGCUCAGCUAGCACGUAAUGCUUGCCAAUUUGUGUUUGAUACAAGAAUACGUAAUAAAAUUCAAGAACAUGUUACUGAAUUUAUGAAUAAAAAUAACACAGCUAUUUGACUGUAAAAUUCAACUUAUUAAUUAUAUUACUUGUAAAAGAUACUGUAGUAGAUAUUUCAACAAAGUGAAGUUUAUUUUCAAGACAGUGUCAGAUACAUGACAUUUAUAUGACUUUAUUUCACCGAACCACAUCUAUAGCAUGUAAUCACAGAUGCAGGAGAAAGUUGUAUUAAAGUGUUAUUUAUACUUCAUUGGAAUGAUACUUGAGAAUUCUAGUAAUUAUACGUUUCCUUUUGUUCCAAGCUGUUUGACUUUAUUUUAAAGGUAUAAAAAUA